Drosophila novamexicana is the source of this 1547-nucleotide messenger RNA. Its product is annotated as dynein light chain 1, axonemal. The record is from RefSeq and is a predicted model, not a curated record. NCBI's taxonomy places the organism in Eukaryota, Metazoa, Arthropoda, Insecta, Diptera, Drosophilidae. Gene Ontology annotation, cellular component: cytoplasm. Gene Ontology annotation, molecular function: protein kinase binding. The coding region runs from base 80 to 628 and encodes 182 amino acids. The transcript is spliced from 3 exons.
GAAAGAUUGCCUGAAUUGCCCAGUUGACACUUAUGAAGCCAGAAUCUAGAGAAAUCUAGCAUAAAAUUCGUAUACAAGCAUGGCCAAGGCGACAACAAUUAAGGAUGCGCUGGCACGCUGGGAGGAACGCAACAAACAGGAGGCGAUCACCGCCCAGGAUAUUGGCUUGCAAUUCCAGUAUCCACCGAUUGAGAAAAUGGAUGCCACACUGAGCACGCUUGUGGAGUGUCAAAAGCUGAGCCUCUCCUCGAACAUGAUUGAGAAAAUCACUGGCAUUUCGGGAAUGAAAAAUUUGCGUGUGCUUAGCUUGGCGCGCAACUAUCUGAAGAAUCUGAAUGGCAUCGAGACGCUGGCCGAGACCUUGGAGGAGCUAUGGGUUAGCUAUAACAAUAUAGAUAAAAUCAAACCGAUCGAGGCUAUGAAAGCGCUCAAGGUAUUCUAUAUAUCGCACAAUCUGAUCAAGGAUUGGGCAGAGUUUGGACGCAUAGGUGUUCCACCGAAUCUGAAUGAUUUAACAUUCGUUGGGAAUCCAUUGAACGAGAAUAUGGAUCCGGUUGCCUUUACCGCCGAGGCCAUACGCCGUUUGCCCAAUCUCAAGAGACUCGAUGGAGAGCCACUCAUACGUUAGAGUGGGCCAGUUCAAGUUGUUGUUCUCGUUGUUUGUGCAAAAAUAAAAGAUGCAGCCACAAAUCUUCAUGCAUAUGACCAACAUCCAGCCACCCAGCCACGCCCACAAAACAACAAUGAGCCCUGCUGGCAGCAUUACAAGCAAAAUCAAGUUUUGCAUAUCAACAAGAAGUUGCACAUCCUUCGAAUAGAAUGCAGAAUAAACUUGCACUUCCGGUUGCCUUAAAGCGUUCAACAACAGCAGAAGCUGGCAAAUAUGCUGCGCGGCAACACCAAACGAUGCCGCUUCACCCAUCCACACAUAGUAAAUCAAAAAAGUUGUCUAGUGCCAAAUAGGGGCGUGCCUGUCGUACAAGUUGCACUUGUAGGAUAUUUCAACUGCUUCUAUGCCUGGCCCUUCGACAACGUGCCACGGCCCCACCCACAAAAAAAAAGAUGGACAGAAUCUAAGGCUGGUUGCCUGCAGACUGCAGUCGGCCACUUCUACACGUAUUUGACAUGAAAUCAUAAACAAGUUGCGCAAACUUUGCUCCAUCUGCACACAGAACUGCAUUUUGCAACAGGAAGUCACACAGUCAGUCACUCAGUCAGCAAAAGCAAAAAAAUUUGUAUAAAUUAAAAUUGUCGCUGCGUUGCGUCGAAUUUUGCAUAUAUUAUAAAUCUUCCUUGACUGGAAUGUAGUUAGGAGCGGUUUGUUAUGCUAAGAAUAAUGCAACUGAAAAAAAGAGAUGAGCUGUAAAACUUGCAGACGCUGCGGCCGAUAAUAUUAAUAGGAAACUUUAACUAUUGAAAAACGGUGCUCUUAAAUAUUUAAGAUCUAACUUGCGUGCAGAUUAAUUGGUCUCUCUGGCAUAUCGAUUACCUUAUGGCUGCUCAUGAAAACUGAAUAAAAAUUGUUUUAGUGUUGUGAAAUUAGAUGA